Molecule: messenger RNA, 1404 nt
Organism: Penicillium paradoxum
Lineage: Eukaryota; Fungi; Ascomycota; Eurotiomycetes; Eurotiales; Aspergillaceae
Product: putative C2H2 finger domain protein
Exons: 3
Coding region: 1-1404 (467 amino acids)
Biological process (GO): ribosomal large subunit biogenesis
Cellular component (GO): preribosome, large subunit precursor
Molecular function (GO): zinc ion binding; nucleic acid binding
Source: RefSeq, a predicted model, not a curated record
AUGUACCCCGCCUGCAACAAAUAUUCAUCCCACAAACCACAGGGAAAACCCGUCCUUUCAACCACCCACGACACUCAACAAACCACCGAUAUGUCGUCGACCAACCAAGAUGCAGCCUCGCUGCAAUACACUUGCAACACCUGUCUCGUUGCUUUCCACCGAAGUGAAGCGCAGAGAGAUCACAUGCGCAAAGACUGGCAUCUAUACAACAUGAAGCGUCGCAUCGCUUCUCUGCCUCCCGUUACACUUGAAACGUUCAACGAAAAGGUUCUUGCCGCCAAAGCUACAUCGAAUGAAGCCGCUGCCAAAGCUUCGUACGAGAAGACCUGUCACACAUGCAGCAAGGCAUUCUACAGCGAAAACUCUUAUCAGAACCACCUCAACAGUUCGAAGCAUAAGCAACGUGCGGCUCGUCUCCGUAAGGAUGGCGAUGCUGCCUCCGUUCAGAGCUCUGCUUUCUCUUUGGGAGAACCCGUGACCAAGUCCGACAAUGACGUAUCUAAAGUCGCGGACGACCUCAAGUCUGCUACCAUUGAAGAGCAAGAUGAAGAAAUGGAGGAUGAGACCAAGGAGGAUGGCUUCUCGGCAUCUCUUUGCCUUUUCUGCAAGGUUGAUUCAACCGAUAGUCACACCAACGUGGACCACAUGCGCAAAGAACACGGAAUGUUUAUCCCGGAACAGAAAUAUCUGGCGGAUCUCGACGGCUUGUUGAACUAUCUCUACAGCAAGAUCACAGAAAACUUCGAAUGCCUUUACUGCCACACCCUGAAAAACGACGCACAUGCCAUCGUCACCCACAUGCGUGACAAGAGCCACUGCAUGAUCGCUUUUGAAACCGAAGACGAGCAGGUUGAAAUCGGCCAAUUUUACGACUUCCGGAGCACCUACUCCGAGGACGAGGAUGAGUCCACUGCUGAGAGCGGUGGCGUCAAGGUGAACGGUGAUGGAGAAGACCAGGGUUGGGAGACCGAUGAUUCUGCAUCUUCUGUUGAUGAAGACGAUCUUGACUUCUACCGAAAAGGAUCAAGGGCCUACGAGGCAGAUUAUGAGCUUCACCUUCCAUCCGGAAAGAGCGUCGGUCACCGUUCUCUUGCCAAAUACUACAAACAAAACCUCAACAAGUACCCGACAGCAUUGGAACGAGCUGCCCGCCAGCUUGCUAUUGAGAAUGGAGAAAUCGAGGACGACCAGCCUCGCGUCCGCCCCAAUCACCACCGCGAUCUUACCACUCGUGCCAACGGCGGCAUGGGCAUGAUUGGAGUUACGGAAGAACAAAAGGCUGCCGCUCUCACAGCCGAGCGCCGCGAGAGAACUCGUGCACUUCGCCAAGAGAAUCGCUACAUUGCCCGUGUUCAAAAAGCCAACAAUUCCCAGAAGCACUUCCGGGAUCCCCUUCUGCAAUGA